Molecule: messenger RNA, 1604 nt
Organism: Brassica rapa (field mustard)
Lineage: Eukaryota; Viridiplantae; Streptophyta; Magnoliopsida; Brassicales; Brassicaceae
Product: E3 ubiquitin-protein ligase SINAT2
Biological process (GO): ubiquitin-dependent protein catabolic process; multicellular organism development
Cellular component (GO): cytoplasm
Molecular function (GO): ubiquitin protein ligase activity; zinc ion binding; protein binding
Source: RefSeq, a predicted model, not a curated record
CCUUCGUGAAUUGUGAUUCGGUGUUUUAAAAAGUGGAAUAAAGCCAAAAAGACAAGAGAACACCAUUAAUAGCUUUCAAGAAGACAUGACACAUCCCUCUUCCUCCGCCUCCUCCCGUCCCUUUUCAUUUUCUGGGUAAUUCUCAAAAUAUUUCGUUUCCUUCAAAAAUCCAUCAAUUUCUUGUCUUAGAUUUGAAUCUGAAUCAGACAAAACACCAAUAAACACAAAGUCUAGAGUUUUGUUUCCAGGGUAACAAAUAGAUCUUAAAGGAGCAAAUAAUUUGACUACAACAAGGGCAUUUUCACGUUUUUGAAUUAAGGGAAUUGGACUCACCAUGGCUCCUGGAGGCAGUGCUUUGAAAGAAGUCCUUGAAUCUACUUCAACAGGAAUGGACUACGAAGUUAAAAUGGCGAAAGCCGAAGUUAAUAACAACAAACCUACAAAGUCAGGGAGCGCAGGAGUUGGAAAAUAUGGGAUGCAUUCAAACAAUGGUGUCUACGAGCUUCUCGAAUGUCCAGUGUGUACAAACCUAAUGUACCCUCCAAUUCAUCAGUGUCCAAAUGGCCACACAUUAUGCUCAAACUGCAAAGCGAGAGUGCAGAACACUUGCCCUACAUGUCGCUACGAGCUUGGUAACAUAAGAUGCUUAGCUCUCGAGAAAGUUGCAGAGUCCCUGGAAGUUCCAUGCCGGUACCAAAGUUUGGGGUGUCAUGACAUUUUCCCUUACUACAGCAAGCUUAAGCACGAGCAGCACUGCAGGUUUAGGCCUUACGCUUGCCCUUAUGCUGGCUCUGAGUGUUCUGUUACUGGUGAUAUCCCCACGCUUGUUGUUCAUCUGAAAGAUGAUCAUAAAGUGGAUAUGCAUGACGGUUGCACAUUCAACCACCGUUAUGUUAAAUCAAAUCCACAUGAAGUUGAGAAUGCUACAUGGAUGCUUACGGUGUUCAACUGUUUUGGGAGACAGUUCUGUUUACACUUUGAGGCGUUCCAGCUAGGGAUGGCUCCAGUUUACAUGGCGUUUCUUCGUUUCAUGGGAGAUGAAAACGAGGCAAAGAAGUUCAGUUACAGCUUGGAAGUGGGAGCUCAUGGACGUAAACUAACAUGGCAAGGGAUCCCUAGAAGCAUCCGUGACAGUCACAGGAAAGUCAGGGACAGUCAAGACGGUCUCAUCAUCCCUAGAAACCUCGCACUCUACUUCUCUGGAGGUGAUAGGCAAGAACUCAAGUUGAGAGUGACCGGUAGAAUCUGGAAAGAAGAGUAAGCCGAAACGAAGCAAACAAAGAAUUGAUGUACAUAAGAAGCCUCAUGGAGAGGUAUAAUGGAUUCUUCUCCAAUGGAGAUGAAGAUGAGAUGAUGGUGUGAUAUUCUUCUACGAUGAAUCAGUCUGAGAGAGCCAUUGUUACUAUUUUGUGGCUGCAAGAUUCAUAUUAUCUCUGUACUUUUUUGGUUUGUUUCUGUUGGGUUUUUGAGGUUUCAGACAAGGAAUGUAGGGAAGUAAGACCUGAUUAUGGCAAUGUACUUGUUGGAAAACCAUGUCAGAAACAGUGUGGUGCAUCUUUUUGUUGGUUUAAAAUGGUGAUUUUGAUGCAAGAGCAUCAAUGGAA